GGGCUGGGGACUGGGGGCUGGGAUUCGGGGUCGCUCCCACGUGCGGCCCUGGCUCCCACCCUGCGCCCUGUUCCUAGGACACAGGGGCAGGGGUCCCCAGGGACUGGGUCCGGGCGCUCCCACCUCCCCCAUCAUCGUUCUGAACUGGAAGCCUGCCCCGAGAUAUUCCACUUGUGCCAAGCUAGCUGUGGGCCGACCAGCCUUAUCCUCGUAGCUGCUUCCCUCUCAGAGAGACCAGGUGCCGCGGACACGUGCAGCCGGAAGUCCUCUUUCCCGGCUGGCUAGCGGGUGCCUCCCGGGGGGCGUGGUCUUCGCUAGGUUUAUCCUCGUAGGCAUUAAGGACCUAGGAACUGCGGGGUGAGCAAGACCCACGGGUCCCUGCAACGUGCCCUGCAGGGCGUCCAGAGGGGGGUUCCCGUAGGCACCCAGUGAACUUAGAGGUAGUCCAGACAGGGAGCUCCACUGUGAUACAAGCAUGGCGGAAGCACUGGGGCAAGGCGAAGUCUGUGACGAUGGCCGCUAGGCAGGAGCUGUGAUGCUGGGGUGGAGUUUGGAGUUCGCCGCGACUACAAGGAAAAAGCAAUAAGGAGACUUAAACAGAAGUGAUGCAAUCUGUUUUUGGGCCAGAAAUUUCUCUCCGGCGCAGUGUGGAAACUAGAUUGGGGGGGGCGGGGGGACCAUGGCAGAGGCUGUUGGUAGAGUCCUCCUGUGCUAACGCAGACUUGGUCAGGAAGGCAGUGGCGUAAGGAGGGCUGAGUCGUCAAAGGGUGGCCUGCAGAGGCCAGAGCACCCCCGCUGCGGUAGAUGGUUGUGGAGUGAAUGAUGCUGGAAGGAAGGAAGAGCCCCAGCCCUUCGAGGCAUCGGCGGAAGACACAAAAACUGAAUGUGGCCUACGAUCGCGAGGAAGAAGACACCAAACCCCCCAGGGCACCAAGCUGGGAGCCCCGGGACUGGCGGCAGCAGCUGCUGAACAUCCGCGCCAUGAGGAGCGGGAAGGACGCACCUGUGGACUGGCUGGGGGUUGAGCACUGCUACGACUCCGACGCACCCCCAAAGGUGCGGAGGUACCAGGUGCUGCUGUCGCUGAUGCUCUCCAGCCAAACCAAAGACCAGGUGACAGCGGGUGCCAUGCAGCGGCUGCGGGCUCGGGGCCUGACAGUGGACAGCAUCCUGCAGACGGAUGACAGCACGCUGGGCACGCUCAUCUACCCCGUCGGCUUCUGGAGGAGCAAGGUAAAGUACAUCAAGCAGACUAGUGCCAUCCUGCAGCAGCGCUAUGGCGGGGACAUCCCAGAUUCUGUGGCAGAGCUCGUGGCACUGCCAGGCGUUGGACCCAAGAUGGCACACUUGGCCAUGGCGGUGGCCUGGGGCACCGUGUCAGGCAUCGCGGUAGACACGCAUGUGCACAGAAUUGCCAACAGACUCGGGUGGACCAAGACAGCGACCAAUUCCCCGGAGAAGACUCGUGCUGCCCUGGAGGAGUGGCUGCCCCGGGAGCUGUGGGGCGAGAUCAACGGACUGUUGGUGGGCUUCGGCCAGCAGACUUGUCUGCCCGUCCACCCACGCUGCCAGGGCUGCCUCAACCGGACGCUGUGCCCGGCCGCGCGGGGCCUCUGAGGACCAUGGUGCUUCGGCCCUGGACGCCGUUCUGGGUAGUGCGCUGCGUGCCUUUGCUGGGGAGCCCCAGCCUGUUUGUAAUAAAGCUUGGGAGUUGUUUGCA
This is a messenger RNA of Leopardus geoffroyi (Geoffroy's cat), 1720 nucleotides long. RefSeq names its product nth like DNA glycosylase 1 (gene NTHL1). The coding region runs from base 820 to 1617 and encodes 265 amino acids. Gene Ontology annotation, molecular function: DNA-(apurinic or apyrimidinic site) endonuclease activity; oxidized pyrimidine nucleobase lesion DNA N-glycosylase activity; DNA binding. Gene Ontology annotation, cellular component: nucleus. The transcript has 6 exons. The record is from RefSeq and is a predicted model, not a curated record. Gene Ontology annotation, biological process: base-excision repair; nucleotide-excision repair; base-excision repair, AP site formation. Lineage: Eukaryota; Metazoa; Chordata; Mammalia; Carnivora; Felidae.